ACAGUUUUCCAUAGUAUAAAAAUAAACGACAUUUCUUCAUAUUCUAGAAGCAGAUCAUCCACUUUUUAAACAAUGAUCAAAUAACUCUAUGAACCUUUAUCGAUUCUGUUGAUUCUUCUGAUUCUUCUGAGAUCGUUUAAUUUAUUUACUAUCGAGUCGACGCCAGCUUUUGCAGUAUGGCUCCAGCCCAGUGCAAGCAUGUGGUCGCCGCCGUGUGUUACAUACUCUUCCAAGUCUUUCGUCUCGUGUGUCUGGCCAUGUUCACUAUUUUCAUGCUCGACUGCACCGUCUAUCAUUCCCAAACCAGCGUCAACUGUAACAUCAACUACACCAUCUACAAACAUGUUGCAACGCCAAGCUGUGGUGCCUACUGCUGGAAGGGUCUUUGGAUCGGCUGUUCAUGCUUCACCUCUAUCAUUGUUCUCUGUCUGGUUUGUAUUCCCAGUGAACUCGUCGAGCCGCUUCGACCUGCGCAGAACAUGCAAGUCAUCAUCUCUCUUUUGCGCAAGCAGUAUUUUUGGUACCUCAACUUUAUUCUCGGUCUUAUUAUUCUUUAUGACGGAAUAAUUAUAGCAUCAUCAAAGGUGACUUCAGGAUCAUAUAAAGUAGAGAUGGGAGUCAUUAUAUCAAAAGUCUUAACCACAUGUUUGAUAUACCAGUUGAACUUUACUUAUCCCCCAUCACUGGCAUCUACAGACAGUUACCCUUUGGUGCACGUGAGUUACUACAUGACACUCUUUGUGUUUGUCUUGGAUAACUUUUGUAAGUUUACAGAGCUUUCUAUUCGUGUUUCCUACAAGCUCUACACCGUCAAUAUUAUCCAUGAAGUGAAACAAACCGAAGUGUUGAUUCUGAUGCUGGAGAUUGUAGACGCCUCACUUUAUCACCACUUUUUGUCUUUCUUUUGGAACAAGAUUUUCAGGGGUAAGAGUGAUGUCUUGCUGACCUAUAGUCCCGAUAUUGUUCAAUCUUUGGAUGCCCAAAGAUAUGGUUACCAAAAUCUAUGAAUGUCUAUCAAGCAGCCAGACAAUGCCGUCAGUAAAGACUCGGUGGAGAUUGAAGUCUUCAGUUGCGUAUUUGUUUCUUAAUAAAAAUCUUAAGGUUGCCAUAGUAAUUCAGUGUUUCUGAGGGUGUGCAAGAUAGAAUGUCUAUCAACAGCCAGACAAUGCCGUCAGUAAAGACUCGGUGGAGACUGAAGUCUUCAUUUGCUCUCUUGAACUUGAGUCCUAAUGAAAAUCUCUUGAGGAAAAUAAAAUUGGUUGAAAAGAUAAGAAAGAAAAAUAUGAUAAACAGUGAAAAAGAAAAGGUGCAUUGUGCCCACCAACAGGAAAAUUCUUGUUUGUCGUCGCCUGGCGUAAAUAUGAAUAAUUACCAAGGGGAAAAGGCAAACAAUCUCGUAAUAUCAACAACCGACCAACCAUCACUUUCUUAUAGGUAGUUGGACUUCUUUUGUGGGUCUGAUCUAUACGAAUAACGCAAUAACGCUUAUUACAUGUAUGACUUCCAUAAAACUGCACUCCCACCCAGUACCUUUAACUACAAAUUACCCUGGUAGCAGAGGUUGUUUUUUCCCCUCCGUAGGGCUGAGUGGCAGGCUGGUAGGACUGGAAUGUUCUUCAGUCUCCUGACCUCUUAACGGSUACGUUAACCAGAGUGAAAAAUACACUCGCUUUAAUUCUAGCCUUUGCGCUCUUAUUGGAUACUAUGUGAUUUUUCAAAACUGAAAUGAGUUUUAUUUGUAGGAAUCGCACGAUCUCGAGUACGAUUCAGAAUUUUACUGGUACGAGUGUUUUUUUUUAGGCAAGCCGAGAACAUUCAAAACAUCACRAGCAUCUUCGAAUUGUACGAAGAGAUUGUGCGAUUUUUUGUUUAUAAUUAACUCAACAAAAUUGAGCCUCAACAGAGAACAAUUGAGGAUUUAAUUGUACUCCUCUUGUCCAGUCAGAAUCGAAUAAUUUUGUAGAGUGCAUUAAGAGGAAUUUUUUUYCAAUAAUGAGCAAUAAUGGCAAAAAGCGCCAAA
Molecule: messenger RNA, 2020 nt
Organism: Actinia tenebrosa (Australian red waratah sea anemone)
Lineage: Eukaryota; Metazoa; Cnidaria; Anthozoa; Actiniaria; Actiniidae
Source: RefSeq, a predicted model, not a curated record